This is a messenger RNA of Menidia menidia (Atlantic silverside), 1566 nucleotides long. NCBI's taxonomy places the organism in Eukaryota, Metazoa, Chordata, Actinopteri, Atheriniformes, Atherinopsidae. The record is from the annotation of a GenBank genome assembly.
UGGACUCAAGGUAAACACAAGGGAACAAACUUCACUUUGAAAGGGGCUCUACCAGUUAGCUCUUGUCCAAACCUUUGCCAUCAUGGCUAUCUACAGCUUUUUAUUCCUAUUCCUGCUCACAUUCCAUGUGUUUGGAGAGGGUUUUGUACUUAUGCCCAUUGAACUCGCUCCUAUCCCAUGUAAUGACAAAGCAGUGGAGAAGCUCUCUCGUCUGGCUGUGACUUACAUCAAUGAGGAUCGCACCGAAGGCUACAAAUUUGCUCUUAACCGUAUUACAAACGUCUACCUGCAUGCUCAGGGCCCUGCGGGCAACGUGUACUACCUGGACCUGGAUGUCCUAGAGACCAAGUGUCACACAGGCAGCCCAAAACCAUGGAAACGCUGUGACAUCAGACCAUUCAUGGAAACACAAAUAUCUGGCAACUGUAACACCACCAUUCUGCACACCCCAGAGGGAUACUCCUACCUGUACAGCUAUGACUGUGCUCUAGUGCCUGAUCAUCCAGAAAAACUCCAACAGACCUGUCCGACCUGCCCGCUCCUGCUUCUCGUAGACAGCCCUGAAGCUGUAAACGCUGCUCAGAUAACUCUGGCAUCCUACAAGAGGCAGUCCACUCUGGGAGCCGGUCUUGGAGUGAAAAGGAUUACUCGAGCUGCAGAGCAGGAAGUGCCAGUUAAAACAGUCUUUGUGGAGUACACAGUCCAAGAUUGUCCAGAGGGAUUUACAGAGAGCGGCACCUGCCAGCACCUCAAAAGUGAUACAGAGACUGCAGGUUUCUGUACAGGAUCUGUGCAGGGAGAGAUGAACAAUCAUCCUGAUGUCCAGGUGUCCUGUGAAAUGUUUAAAGUGAAGCAGAAUGUGGAUGUGAUCCAACCGGUGCAGCCACAGGGUCAUGACCUCCCCCAAGAAACAGGAAGUGUUCUGGAGUCUUUCCCCACUGACCCGCCAUUAACCACAGUUGGGCAGCCAGUACCAUUUGAGACAACAGCUGCUACCCUUGUGCCCUCAGAUUUCCCAGUUGUCGUUAACCCUCCUGCCACACUCUCGUCCUCUUCCAGCGAGUCGGCUGAAAGUCUAGUAAAUCAGCAACAGCAACAAACCAGCACUUCUGACUCAUCAUCUGAAGAAAUUGGUGGUCUUGUGGCUCUGCGUCCACCCUUUGACUUCCGCUACAAGAGGCGGGACCGUAGGAAAAGACAGGCCUUGAUGGAGACCACACACCCCACACCUCACCACCCAGUGUUCCUGUCUGAUUUCCCCAGCGGGCCCUCUCCCUUCCGAUCCUGCCCGGGUCCUUCUCGAUAUGCCACAGUGUAGCUUAUCUUGAUCUGCAAUGAAAUCCAUUUCUUCAUGCAUGAUUUACCCAGAGAGACCCUGGACCAAUAAUUGGUUCUACUCUCGCUCACUGGAGGAAAAUGAUAAUUUGUGCUAAUGAGAGGAAUUCUGUAUUGUUAGCUGGCCCUGAAAUUACCUCUCAAAUGUACUGUAACAGUUGUCCCAAAGCAACUCAAACAUGUAUUUGCAAAUGUCGUGAAACAUAUAAAAAAAUCAUAAUAAUGAUGAGU